This is a messenger RNA of Laetiporus sulphureus 93-53, 1168 nucleotides long. Its product is annotated as ArfGap-domain-containing protein. Gene Ontology annotation, biological process: endocytosis; intra-Golgi vesicle-mediated transport; endoplasmic reticulum to Golgi vesicle-mediated transport. The transcript has 5 exons. Gene Ontology annotation, cellular component: Golgi apparatus. The record is from RefSeq and is a predicted model, not a curated record. The coding region runs from base 23 to 1168 and encodes 381 amino acids. Gene Ontology annotation, molecular function: metal ion binding; GTPase activator activity. NCBI's taxonomy places the organism in Eukaryota, Fungi, Basidiomycota, Agaricomycetes, Polyporales, Laetiporaceae.
GCGUGGUCUCAUAAUACCUAUCAUGUCGCGUCAGGACAAGGCAAUAACAGAGAGGCAUGCGAAGCAGUUGAGAGAAAUGCUGAAGAGGCCAGAUAACAAGGUUUGCGCAGACUGCAAAAGAAACGACCCUCGAUGGGCAUCAUGGAACAUCGGAGUGUUCCUCUGCAUCCGUUGUUCUGGCAUUCAUCGAUCCAUGGGCACGCACAUUAGCAGAAUCAAGUCAGUAGAUCUUGACAUCUGGACACCAGAACAGAUGGAAUCUAUCCAGAAGUGGGGAAAUCGUCUAGCUAACCUGUACUGGGAGGCACAUUUGAAGCCAGGGCAUAUCCCAGCCGAUCACAAGAUGGAGUCCUUCAUCCGCUCCAAGUACGAGUCUCGGCGAUGGGCCAUGGAGGGCCCACCGCCGUCCGAUCCGUCAUCACUUGAGUCACAGGCUCCUUCCACUCCGGUCCAUACCCCGGCUGCUGCUGCUGCUGCUGCUGUGCAGACUCCGCCAGCUCCUCGCACAUCGACGCCCGUAGAAUCUAAGAUCACCGCGACCGCAUCUAGGUUAUCGUCCAUCAGCGUCAGCCGUCAGCCACAACCUCACCAACUACUCUCCGCGAGCGUCGCCAACCGCUCACAUCAGGCACAGACUGCCCCACCAGCACAGGCACAGUCACAGGCUCCCGCAGCUACGCACGAGCUGUUCUCGCUCGACUUCCAUGCGCCUGCAGCUCCGCCUUCCCAACCCGAAGCGGAGGCAGCUCCAGCGAAGAAGGAUGCCAAACAGGACAUCCUCUCACUAUAUUCCAAGGCGACCUCGCCGGCAGUCCCGUCGGCGGCCUUUGGCCAGUUCACGUCUGUGCAGGCUGCCUGGGGCGCGUUCGAUGUGCAGGCUGCUCAGCAGACGGCAGCAUCGCCGGUCACGAGCAUGACUGGGACGACGGGCGUGGGUAUGUGGGGCACAAGCUCGGGGUGGACAGGCGCGCCUGCGGCCGCCGCACAGCCGAGUAUCUGGUCAUCUCCCGCUUCGCAGCCGGCGAUGUCUCAGCAGAGCUUGUUCACCACAAGCGACGUGUGGGGAUCUAGCGGUGGAGGUACCGCUGCCGAAGGUCACAUGUUUAGCUCAUCAGUGAAGCAGAAGAAGGACGAUGCGUUCGGGGAUAUAUGGGGCGGGUUCAAAUGA